AUGGCGGUGCGGCUCCUCCUGCUCGCGCCGGCGCUGGCCUCCUCCGUGGCCGUCUACCCGCUUCAGGGGCUAGGCGAUCGGGACGCGUCGUCCUUGGACCCAAGGAGCAGCAGGGUGUCGCAGUCUAUGUGCCUCGGCAGGAUCGAUCCUGUCAGGGUCGACACGCUCCUGGGCCGCUGCGCGGCGUGCCGGCUGCACGGCGCGGACGCUCCUCGCUUGUACAUCAAGGAGGGCGUAGACGGUCUCGGCUCCAGGCUUCACGACAUCAUCGCCGGCAUGGCCAUGGCAAACCACGCGCAGCUGGCCCUGGGCGGGGUCGUCUACGGGCGCAAGGUCUGCCAGGAGUCGCACGGCCUCCACGUCCUGCAGGCCGCGGGCUCCUUCUUCGGCAUCGGCGACCCGCGUCUGAUGUUUGUGCAGCACGGCGGCCCGGCAUUCAACCAGAGCUAUCCCAGAUAUGUUUCGUUGGAGAGGGGUGUCGCGAAAUUCGGACGCCCCAAGCCCAACUCGUCCAUCUUCCUCCCGGGCCACUGCCUCGCGUGCGAGCUGGACCAACGUGGAAACGCGUCGUGGUGGUACACCCCCAAUGGGCUCGGCGGACUUCUGCGCGCGCUGCGGGAGUCUUUCGUUUGGACGAGGCCGCUGGCAUUCAAGACGGGCGUCCCGUCGAUCGCCAUCCACGUCAGGCGCGGCGACGUGGAACUGAACAAGUCCGCAGCCUCAGGCCCGCAGGCCGGGAACAACUGGGAUAUGAGGGGUGUCAGCGACGAGUGGUAUUUCAGCCUCAUCGCGCAGGUCUUGAGUGCGCACGUGCCCGGCGCGGAUCUGCAUGUCUUCAGCUCCUUGGAGGGGCACUGGAACAGCUCAGAUUUCGACGGCUAUCGCGCGCGGGGCGCCACCGUCCACCUGGACGGCGACCCCAUGGAGGUGUGGGCUCAUUUUGCCGCCGCCGACGUGCUCGUCAUGGCCAAGAGCAGCUUCUCCCAGGUGCCCGCGCUCCUGAACGACAACUGCGUGAUCUACCAGCCGUACAUGCACCUGCCGCUGGACGGCUGGGUGUCUGCUCAGGCGAACGACGCGCAGCCGCUCGACACCGAGGCCGCGGAGAAGCUGGGGCGUUGCGUCGCGAGCAAGAUGGGCAAGAAGGCUGAGCCUGCGCUGGAGGCGGCGUAG
Messenger RNA from Prorocentrum cordatum, 1173 nucleotides. NCBI's taxonomy places the organism in Eukaryota, Dinophyceae, Prorocentrales, Prorocentraceae. The record is from the annotation of a GenBank genome assembly.